CUUAGGCGUUACCAAAACUUCCCCUAUCACUAACUUGCCGUAUUUAACGUCUCUCAAUCCUAUUACUCAUUCAAGAAAAAACACAAAGCAACAAACUAGGAAACUACUUUGUUAAAAAAUAUACAGGAAAAAGCAAGAAUCUCAGAUUGGAUCUUCUAUCUUUGAUCUCCAUUUUUCUUUGCUUUUUAUCCUUUUUCUAUUGAUAAAACACAUUAAAGGUGAGAGACCUUGUUAAGCUUAAUGGCUAAUAUAGCCACCAUAUGUCCUCCAUUUGUUGAGAUCUAUUGCCUCUACUUGAGAAGCAGAAAUGAAAAUUUGUACUAGUGUAAAUUUUCUGAUCAUCAUAACCACAUUUUGUUCCCUCUUAAGCAAGGUGUAUUCAUCUACAAAUGUUUCAAAUUCUUAUUCCUUUGUUUUGGCUUGUGGGGCUACAAGUAAUGCCACAGAUGCAGAUGGCAGAAUUUGGAGUCCAGAUUCCACCUAUCUCUCCUCUUCUUCUAGUAAUUCAAUCACAUCUAAAGCUAAAUACCAAGACCCUUCAUUGAUUUCUGAUAUUCCUUACAUGACUGCUAGAAUUUUCAAGACUCAAACCGCCUAUACCUUCCCUGUUUCUCCGAAAUCUCGCCAUUGGAUUCGACUUCAUUUUUACCCUUCUUCUUAUGACAAUUUCAACUGUUCCAAUUCAUUCUUUUCUGUAACAAUUGCGGCUUUUACUCUUCUCAACAACUUCAGUGUCUCAAUCACUGCACAAGCACUGACACAAGCUUAUAUCAUAAGGGAAUUCACUCUUGUCCCUCUCCAAACUGCCACCCUUAGCAUCACCUUUAGCCCUUCUUCGGUGUACAAGGACUCAUUUGCUUUUAUCAAUGGAAUUGAGAUUGUUUCAAUGCCAGAAAUCUUUGAAGACGCACCCAUGGUGGGAUUCUCGGAUCAGACUACGGAAACACAAGCUUCUUCUAUGCAAACCAUGUUCAGGCUAAAUGUUGGUGGACAAUAUAUUCCAGCAAAUAAUGACUCGGGCCUUGGAAGAAUAUGGUAUGAUGACGCGCCAUAUUUGUUUGGUGCAUCCUUUGGUAUCACAUCUGCAGCUAAUAACAGUGUCGAAAUAUCAUAUCCUUCUAAUUUACCCAAUUACAUUGCUCCAGUGGAUGUUUAUAGGACAGCACGAUCCAUGGGGCCAGAUCCAAAUGUCAACAGGAAUUAUAAUCUCACUUGGAUCUUCCAAAUUGAUGCAAAUUUCACUUAUCUUGUGAGGUUACAUUUCUGUGAUUUUCAAAUGAAAAGGAUGAAUCAGAGGGUGUUCAAUAUAUAUAUUAAUAAUCAGACUGCUUUAGAAGAUGCCGAUGUGAUUGCGUGGUCUUCUGCCCCAGAUGUGCCAGCAUACAAGGACUUCGUAAUAUAUGCCGCAGAUCAACCUGGUGAUGAUGAAAUGUGGUUGGCUUUACAUCCUACUGAUGAGACGAAGGCUGAGUUUUAUGAUGCAAUUCUCAAUGGGUUAGAGAUUUUUAAGAUCAAUGACACAUCGGGGAAUUUGGCAGGGCCUAAUCCUGUGCCACCACCACCCCUAGAUCCAGACACUGAUUCUCAGCCAAAACCAUCAUUUUCAUCAAAUAAAACUAGUAAGAAAGGCAUAAUAGCUGGUUCAGUUGUAGGAAUAGCAGCUGGCUUGGGUAUUGUUCUUGGUGUCCUUACUUUUGUCAAGCGAAGGAAAAAUGUGAACAAUGGAGGAAAUAAGUCUAGCAGAGGUGGUUGGUUACCAAUAUAUAGCAGUAGGUCUACAGAAACUAGAACAACUAUCUCAGGCAAGAGCAAUGGCAGUAGUCACAUUUCCAACAUAGGUGGAGGCCUUUGUAGGCACUUCACCUUAGCUGAGAUAAAACAUGGUACUAAGAAUUUUGACGAGUCACGAGUUAUUGGAGUUGGGGGAUUUGGUAAAGUGUACAGAGGAGAGAUUGAUGGAGGGACUGUUGUUGCUAUUAAGAGAGCAAAUCCUUCUUCCGAACAAGGACUUCAUGAGUUCCAAACUGAGAUAGAAUUGCUCUCAAAACUUAGACACAGGCACUUAGUCUCAUUGAUUGGGGCUUGUGAAGAGAAUGGAGAGAUGAUAUUAGUGUAUGAUUACAUGGCUAAUGGGACAUUGAGAGAGCACCUUUACAAGCACAACAAGCCACCCUUGUCAUGGAGGCAAAGGUUGGAUAUUUGUAUUGGUGCAGCUAGAGGUCUUCACUAUCUUCACACUGGUGCAAGGUACACUAUCAUCCAUAGGGAUGUGAAAACUACAAAUAUUUUGCUGGAUGACAAGUGGGUGGCAAAGGUUUCUGAUUUUGGGCUCUCGAAAACGGGACCUAAUCUCCAUAAAACCCACGUUAGUACAAUGGUAAAAGGAAGUUUUGGAUACUUGGAUCCAGAGUAUUUCAGAAGACAACAACUGACAGAAAAGUCUGAUGUGUACUCUUUUGGAGUAGUACUUUUUGAAGUACUUUCUGGAAGACCAGCUCUAAAUCCUAGUCUUCCAAAGGAACAAGUAAGUCUAGCUGAUUGGGCAUUACACUGCCAUUUGAGAAAUACUACCAAGGAAAUUGUGGAUCCGCAUAUUAAGGGGGAGAUUAUGCAAGAAUGUUUGAAGCAAUUUGUUGAUACAGCAGUGAGUUGCUUGUCUGAUCAUGGAACUGAUCGUCCUUCAAUGGGUUCAGUGUUGUGGAAUCUCGAGUACUGCCUUCAGUUGCAAAGUGAUCCUGAUGAACCAAAGAUGGUUGCAGAACAGAAAGCAAACGAUGCUUAUGCUAUGCAUACAGAAUUGUUAACCAUUGCAGAAGAAGGCAGAGAAGGUCACAAGUCAGAGGAUCACAGCACGGAGGCAGUCUUCUCACAAAUUGUGAAUCCACAAGGUAGAUAGUUGGUUAGUCCUACCGUUGUACUUUUUGAUUAGAAGUUUGGGUUAGCAAUUUUGAAGAGAGUUUAUAUUUGACGAGGAGGUUUGCUUAGUUUGUAGAGCACCUCCAUCUCUAACCGAUAGGUUGGGUGCUCGAGUCAUGUGAAUAGCAAGUGGAAGUACUAAUAAUACUCCUAGACUACUGGGGAUGAAAAACAAAUACACUUUAGCUUGUGUUUCUAUCGUCUUUAGUGUCUUCAUUAAUUUUGCUUCCUCGUGAGUGAAGCAGGUUCAAUGUUAUAGCUGCAUAAAGUUUUA
Messenger RNA from Capsicum annuum, 3190 nucleotides. RefSeq names its product receptor-like protein kinase ANXUR1. The record is from RefSeq and is a predicted model, not a curated record. The coding region runs from base 308 to 2896 and encodes 862 amino acids. NCBI's taxonomy places the organism in Eukaryota, Viridiplantae, Streptophyta, Magnoliopsida, Solanales, Solanaceae. Gene Ontology annotation, molecular function: protein kinase activity; ATP binding. Gene Ontology annotation, biological process: protein phosphorylation. The transcript has a single exon.